Molecule: messenger RNA, 1470 nt
Organism: Lodderomyces beijingensis
Lineage: Eukaryota; Fungi; Ascomycota; Pichiomycetes; Serinales; Debaryomycetaceae
Source: the annotation of a GenBank genome assembly
AUGGGCAAGAAUAAAAAGAAGCAGAAUGGAAACAGCAGUAAUAACACGAACGCUGUGCCGAAAACCAACCCCAAGAACGACGACACGGACGCCGGUGCAGGGAAAAUAAUAGUCGAGAAUGGAACAGCAAACUUGCAAAUAGCAGAUGGAGAACAACAGAGCAGCACCACCGAGGCCAGCGAGGAACUGGGAACCAACGGGUCACCUCCAGAAUCAAAAGAACCAGCGGUCGUGCUGAAAUCGGAGUCUGCGUCGGAAGUGGACCCCAAUUCCAAUUCCAAUUCCAACUCCAAUUCUGAAUCUAACACCGAUUCCGAGUUGGCUGCAAAACUUAGGAAAGCCGAGCAAGAAAGAGACGAAGUUCAGCAUUCUUACGAUAAUUUAGUCAGCAGGCUUUCUUCGAUGAAAACGGUAUUUGGCAAGAUGAAGCAGUCCGAAUUGGAGCUAGAAGAGAAAACCGCGAUAGUGGAGAGGCUCACCAUGGAAAAAGAGGAUCUCGAGCGGAGGAAUCAGGAAACAAUUGAGCGGUACGAGACACUAUUGGCGACCAAAGUUGACAAAUCGGCGCUCCAUCAGUUGCGGGAGGAAAACGCAGAGUUGAACAACGAAUGCGCAAAGCUAAGUGAUACAUUGACCAAAACAAGGCGAGAGUUUACGUUGGCUCUCGAAGAGUUGCAGGAUGAAAAAUACGCGUUUGAAAACACCAACUCGAAAUUGACCAAAAAAGUGCACGAGUUGAACCAGGAAAUCAAUGAGCUCAACAUACGACAGGGCGAAGCAGAGCUAGAACACAAAAACAUCAAGCACACCAUUAAAGACUACGAGGAGAAGAUAGAUGCCAAGGAUCGCGAGAUUGAAGAGGCCAGAGUCAGCAUAAGGGAGCUACAUAACGUAAUUUCCAAUAAUCAACAAGAAUUCACAAACACGGAAACACGGCUAAAGAAAGAAAUCGAGGACACGAACCGGGAGAAAGAAGAGCAGAACAAGACAAUUGAGACUCUCCGAGCAGAUUUAAAGAGCUAUGAGGCACUACUCGAGGAGAUGGAUCUUAAAACUAAACGGGUAGAGGAGCUUCAAACUGAAGUCAACAAUAAACAACUUCUCAUAGGCAAGCUCCGUCACGAAGCCAUAAUCUUAAACGAACACCUCACCAAGGCUCUCACAAUGUUGAAGCAAGGAGGAGACAGCUCGAAUAAACUGGUCGAUAGAGAGUUGAUAUCCAACGUGAUUAUCAGCUUCCUCCAAUUACCCCGAGGCGACUCCAAAAAAUUCGAAGCAUUGCAACUCAUCAGUGGUUUGCUAGAGUGGGACCCAAGCCAAAAGAUUGCCGCAGGUUUACAGCACGACUCCAAUUCCAAUUCCAAAAACCAAACCAAUAAAAAUAACAACGACGGUACCGAGGCUCCGGUUCGACAAAGCUUUGUUUCCCUAUGGACGGAAUAUCUAGAAAAGGAGUCCAGCAAAAAAUAG